AUGGCGGUGACAGCAGCACCAGCCACCAGUAGGCGCCUGUGUUGCUCGAGAGCCGCGAUUUUAGGGGGUUCGCCGUCGUUGCUCGUGCCCCCCGCUCAGGGGCCGCGCACCCCCGACUCCUUGUUGGACGUCACCGCGAAAACCGUGGCCGAAACGAUCCCUUUUCAAAGGAUCGAAGAGCGCUAUGACAGGAUACCGGAGCCCGUGCAACGGAGGAUCAUCUUUUGGUCCUUCCCGAGGAACGAAAGGGACAUUUGUAUGUAUUCGUCGCUGUCUAGAGUGCCGCCGUCGCCUUCUAGUGCUGUGAACGGGGGUGGUAGUAGUAGUGGUGGUGGGCAACCGCCGCAUCAUGGGCCCGAAUCGCAGAAUUUGUCCUUUUGCAAGGGAUUAAAGUUGUUGGAGACCGGGUGUGUGGAUAACGUGCUACAAGUUGGUUUUCACUUAAGCGGCGUUGUCACGGGCCCGCGAAACUCCGCCACUGCGACGUUGCCAUGCGGCGCUCCAGAACCCCCUCAAAAAUUUAAAGUUUCCGUUAGUUUUGAUAGGUGCAAAAUAACCUCAGUGACAUGCAGUUGCGAAACGAAAGACAUUUUUUGGUGUCAGCACGUCGUCGCCUUGUCCCUGUAUCGAAUAAGAAAUGCAGAAAGUGUCCGAUUACGUGUUCCUAUUUCAGAAACCCUUCUUCAAAUGGACAGACAACAACUCCAGAAGUUUGUCCAGUACCUGAUCUCAGAGCAUCACACAGAGGUGCUGCCCACGGCCCAAAAAUUGGCCGACGAAAUCCUCCAACAACGAUCCGAAAUCAACCAAAUUCCCGGCGCUCCCGACCCUACGGCCGGCGCCUCUGCAGACGAUGAACACACUUGGCACCUCGACGAAGAGCAAGUCUGCGAGCAGGUCAAGAGUUACCUGUCCCAAGGGGCGUACUAUAAUGCGAAUAAGCAGCUGAAUUCCUUGUUUUCUAAGGUUAGAGAAAUGCUUCGAGCCCAAGACUCGAACGGAGCCCGAAUGCUGACCCUCAUAACCGAACAGUUCCUAUCGGAUCCCAGGCUGCAAAUGUGGCGCAACCAAGGUACGCCGAUGACCGACAAAUGCCGACAACUUUGGGAUCAACUCGGCUCUCUAUGGGUGUGCAUUGUCCUAAAUCCGAACUGCACCUUGCAGGAGAAGCACCACUGGAAGCAACUGUUGGAAAAAUGGUCUGUGAUUGAUGUUUGCCCGCCAGAAGACCCCGAUUAUAGGUUGCAGCAGCAAGGGUCCAGGGAUUCGUAUUCGAGUCGCGAUAGAGAUCGAGAUAGGUACGACGAAAGGUACAGAGACCGCGACAGGUACGCCGAUAGAGAACGAGAUCGACGAGAAAGGAGGGAUAGAGACAGAGAGAGAGAAAGAGACAGGAAUAGAGCUAUGUACGAUUCAUCUGACAGUUCGGAAGAUGACGACGAUGAUGAUUCAAAUUCUUAUACUCACAGAAACAGUAAGCGAUUACGUUUGAGCGGCAGCUCGAAAUCCCAAACGCCUGCUUUGCCCAGAUCGAUUUUCCAUCGAGCUUUGGACGCCGUCGGCAUGUCUUGGGACAAUAUGCACCUAAAGAACAUCCUAUCCAGCGACACUUACUGCUCGCACGUUCCCGACACCUCCAGUACCGGUAGCUUUAACUCCCAAGGUCAGCCUUUGUGGCACGAGUCAAUACCGCUGUGCGCCGCUCGCGUGGAUUCUUUACGAUCUCACGGCCACAUGGAAGCAGCUCUUCGUCUGGCCGUAUCCGUCGUGAGAACGAUGAAGCAACAGCAACUCAUAGCGCAGCGCAAGUGGCACGAAAGUCAACAAAAUUCGAGCGCUAGUACCAGCGUGAAACCACCGCCUAGCUGUAAAGUGACUGCGUGUACAUCCAGAUGUCAAGGCCAGUGUACGGUGACUUCUUGUUCGACAACUUCCAUCAAUGCUCCUACGAAUAUCGACGGAUGGGUGGGACAUCCUUUGGAUCCUAUCGGAUGUCUUUUCGAUACUCUAGCGGACGCUUCUGUGGUGCCUGAACAUGAAAGGCCUCGAACACCGACCAGUUAUUUAGAUUUAGUGGGAAUGGAAGACCAGCACAGCAAUCUGAGACCCAGAUAUCACCACGUCCCUGUGGUAGGAUCAAGGGAUCGUUCGGAAACAUAUCUUACUCUAGCUUUCGAGGUAGCUUUGAUCGGUUUGGGACAGCAGAGGAUAAUGCCCGUGGGACUAUAUGCACAGGAAAAAGCUUGCAAGCAAGAAGACCGCUUGAUAGUCAAACUUCAAGAAAUCGAAUUGGACAAUAGUCUAGUGGCCGUUCUUCGCCGACAAGCCAUCAUUCUUUUGGAAGGUGGCCCUUCGAGCGGUUUGGGUAUAGGAAUCCAUCCCGAAAGCAUUCCGAUGCAUACGUUUGCCAGAUUCCUUUUCUUAUCCUUGUUAAAUUACUACCCCGAUUUGGCCUACGAAGUUGGAUUAAGAGCUAUGCGGUUACCGCUGUUGGAAGAGCACGAAGAUUCCGAUGACCCUUUAGGCGGAAAUGCAGGCAGUUCUUUAAUGAUGAGUAGAUCGCCGAGAUGGUUCACUUUGGGACACAUCGAGACGCAACAGUGCGCUUUGAGUUCGACGAUGUUGAGCGCGGCUAAAGGUGAAGUGAUGCGAUUGAGAACAGUUCUAGAAUCGUCCCAGAGACAUAUCCACAGUUCUUCCCACUUAUUUAAGCUGGCCCAGGAUGCCUUUCGCUUCGCCACACCAGAAAACGGACCCAGACACCCCACGCUCCUGAGCGUAGCCUUCGAACUGGGACUACAGGUCAUGAGAAUGACGUUAUCGUCUCUGAAUUGGCGCAGGCGCGAAAUGGUGCGAUGGUUAGUGACGUGCGCGACGGAAGUGGGAGUAGACGCUUUGAUCUCCAUCAUGCAGAAUUGGUACCAAUUUUUCACGGCCACCGAAGCCACCGGUCCAGUAGCCACGACCAUCAUGUCGCACAGCACCAUCAUGAGGCUCAACUUGAACUUCGGACAGCAAGAGGAGCUGUCUAGCUGCGCGCGCACGCUUGCCUUACAAUGCGCGACGAAGGACCCUCCAAAUUGUGCCUUGAACGCCUUAACUUUGUGCGAAAACGAAGCCUUAGCCUUCGAAACGGCCUACCAAAUCGUCGUCGACGCCGCGUCGCACAUCAUGACCUCCUCGCAAUUGUUCACCAUCGCCAGGUACAUGGAGCACAGAGGCUACCCGACCAGAGCGUACAAAUUGGCCAUGCUGGCCAUGAAGAACGUCCAUCUGGCGUACAAUCAAGACACGCAUCCGGCCAUCAACGACAUCCAUUGGGCGUGCGCGUUGAGCCACUCGUUGGGCAAGACGGAGUUGUCCAAUAUGAUACCGUUGCUGGUGAAGAACGUGCAAUGCGCCACCGUGUUGUCGGAUAUUCUGAGGCGGUGCAGCAUGACGGCGCCCGGGAUCAGUUGCCCGCAUCCGACGCCGCUUGACGGGGGGAAGCACCCCCACCCGCAUCGGGGGCGAGGAUGCGCGGGUGGGGGUAUCAAGCCUCUGUCGUACGACAGGCCGCCGUUGAGGCAGCUGUUGGAGGCCGCGGUAGCUGCGUACAUCAAUACCACGCAUUCUAGGUUAACCCACAUUUCACCGCGUCACUACGGCGACUUCAUAGACUUCCUAACCAAAGCCCGAGACACGUUCGUCUUAGCCCACGACGGCCACGCGCAGUUCACGCAACUCAUAGAAAACAUGAAAGUCGCCUACAAGGGCAAGAAGAAACUCAUGUUUCUCGUCAAGGAGAGAUUCGGCUGA
Molecule: messenger RNA, 3798 nt
Organism: Psylliodes chrysocephalus
Lineage: Eukaryota; Metazoa; Arthropoda; Insecta; Coleoptera; Chrysomelidae
Source: the annotation of a GenBank genome assembly